Molecule: messenger RNA, 1580 nt
Organism: Closterium sp. Naga37s-1
Lineage: Eukaryota; Viridiplantae; Streptophyta; Zygnematophyceae; Desmidiales; Closteriaceae
Source: the annotation of a GenBank genome assembly
CUCUGGCUCGUCCGUCCGGUGCGUAUCUGCGGGCGACCGCGCUUCUCGCGUCGUCCUGCCUCGCUGCCUCGCACCCCCUCCUCGCCUUCCGCUCUGGUAUUGCUGGCGUUACUAUGGUGCCUGCGCGGACAGUCCCAAGUGGCCGUGUUAUUGCCUGCGAAAUCGCACAUCGCUUCCGCGACACUACCACCGUCGCACAUCGCACGCGCGCCAUCACCACCGUCGCACACGUCGCCGCCGAAGCCUCUGGGGCUCCUCGCGAAACAAGCACCUCCCCUCCUUCGUCGCACAAAUUUUCGCCCGAGGUGCAUCACAUCGCCAGCGUUUCGCAAUCCCCGGUUCCACCGUCGCUGGUAACUCCUGCGAGUACGCUCGCGAACAGCAGCAGCAGCAGCAUCGCGACGUCGUCGCUCGUGGCGGGCGCUCUGGGCUCCGCCGCUUAUCUCGCUCUGCGGAACGCCUUAUCACCGUCCGCAAUCCGCCCAGUCAUGGUUCCGCUGGACCCUCCCAGCGGAAUCGUGCCGCGCGCUACCAGUGCGGCACCAGAAGCUCUGGCAACAAUGGCCGCCACCUUCCCCCGAGCUGUGCAGGAGGAGGCGUUUCUGAGGGCGGUGGCUACUGAGCUGAGCAAGCUGGGCUUUAAGAGGACCAAUAGCAUCGCUCUGGUGAAUACAUGUCGAGACGAGGUGUGCCGCCCGGUGGUGAGCCUGAUCGACCGGCAAUUCGGACUCUCCUUCAACCUGUCGGGCCUGGGAGGGCUGGUGAACUGCGGAAAGACAGGCUUUAAGGCCGCCAUGUCGCACUCUCCGGAGUUCAGGGAGCCGGAUGGAACAUUGCGCGAGAGAUAUAUUUUUUUCGCCUUCCCGCACGUGUCCAUUGGCGAGUCAGGAGAGGUGGGCUCCUUGCUGCGGCGAGGCAGGGGGCGGCCAUCAAGUGCGUGUGGAGCAUUGAUUGCCAUUCAAAGUGACUUAAAUGAGGCCAAGGGGACGCUGGAGGACCCGUUUGACGAAGAGUAUGUGCUGCUCAAGAAGAAGGUCGCUAGCAAGGUGGCCAAUGGUGACCCACCUUUGUCACUUGUACAAGUAACCCGGGCGGCACUAGCUGCUAUUAACGAGGACCUGGAGAAGCUUAUAUCGCUUACAGUGGAUCCUGCUACCGCUGACUAUGCUGUCAUUACAGGUGUCCAGAUACACUCUGGAAAUCAGGUCCCAGGGGAGCCAAAGCAGCUGCAGUAUAGGCUGACCUCGCCCGAGGGGAAUCAGUUGCACUAUGGGGAGCGGCAGACAGAGGGGCACUUUGGAUUCCGAGCAACGAAAGCAGGCGAUCACACGCUGUGUGUGUGGCUGUCCAGGGGCACGGAGAGAGAUGUGCCGGCAACAGGGAGCGCGCGUGCAGGGCGCAGCAAGGGGAGGGAGAAGAGGAAGGUGGAAGUGGCAUGGCGUGUGGGGAAAUCAAAAGACGCCCACCUCUCAGAAGCACCCAGGAAGGAGCAGGUCGAGAAUUUUGACUCGGAGCUCCUAACUCUGGAGGGCAUGGCUGCCUAUGUGGCGGACGAGCUUGAGUUCUUCCACGAGAGGUGA